AUGCGGAAAUAUAAUAUUCAGCAUUCGUUCUCGACGCCCUACUAUCCACCAGCUAAUGGAUUAGCUAAAGCUUUUAACAAAACAAUUGUGAAAAUAUUGAAGAAAACUAUUGCAGGAAAUAAACGUGAUUGGGAAGAGAAGUUGCAAGAAGCUUUGUGGGCUUAUAGAACCACUCAUCGUACUGCCAUGAAAGCGACACCAUACUCUCUAGUCUACGGGGUUGAACCUGUUAUCCCUAUAGAGAUGCAAGUUGCUUUGCUCAGAGUGAUUUUCAAGGUGUAUCAAAAGCAUCAGCCAUUUUGUCAGGUGAAAAGCGCCAAAUAUGUACAUGUUAUCAAUUGCCAAAAUGCCAAUGAUAACGCCGAUGAUUAUCGCCAAUGGUCAAUGCCAAUGAAUUAUCACGAGAAUAGGUCGUCGGAUGAAAAAGCUAAAUGCAAAGAUUACAACGGACCAUAA
Messenger RNA from Magnolia sinica, 456 nucleotides. RefSeq lists its product as uncharacterized. Lineage: Eukaryota; Viridiplantae; Streptophyta; Magnoliopsida; Magnoliales; Magnoliaceae. Gene Ontology annotation, molecular function: nucleic acid binding. Gene Ontology annotation, biological process: DNA integration. The coding region runs from base 1 to 456 and encodes 151 amino acids. The transcript is spliced from 2 exons. The record is from RefSeq and is a predicted model, not a curated record.